GAUUGAAAGGAAAAAUCAAGAGGUCGGGGGGGUCGGAGGGCAGACCAAAAGUGCCAAUGUCGUGGACGCCCAGUUCCCGAGGUGGAAGGGGCCAGUCAGGCUUCUGGGUCAGGCAGCCGGUGUGGGAACCCGCGGGUCAGCAGAGAGCUGGGUGAAAGACCUUCAGGGAAAGGGGCUCGUUCAGGCCAGGCCUGGAGACCUGGGCUCACCUCCCGAGGUGGUUGUCUGCCAGGUAUGAAGCAGAUGACAAGCAGCACAGCGCGAGCAGAAGGCCAGCAAGAGUCUUAGGUGCUGAAAGCUCCCCGAAGUUGCACGUGAACAGGCUGAGAGGCAGAGUGGGGAGAAAAACAGAUGAGCCGGUUCUUGAAGUCUUCUAGAAAAGUGGGGGUAGGUCCAAGAGCAAAACUAACGUCUUUUUAAAAUGCCCACAGUGUUUCUUUUCCCCCCACGUCGACUCUACAGUCACCCCACGAAACAGGCUGCCUUAUUUCCAGUCUAUAGAUGAGGAGACCUGAGGCCCCGAGGGGGACACAGCUGAAUUUGUUCCUGUCGAAGAGUGGCUCCUUGAUUCCCAGGCGCUUUGAGGUUUUAGGAGUCCAGUAGGUGAAAUUCUCUACCUCUAAGGAGAAACGGUACCUGCUCCUUCUGCACGAGCAAGCUCUCCAUUGCUAUGGAUACCGAAUCCACGUAUUCUGGAUAUUCUUACUAUUCAAGUCAUUCCAAAAAAUCUCACAGACAAGGGGAAAGAAAUAGAGAGAGGCACAGAUCACCCCGGAGUAAGGAUGGCAGAGGGUCAGAAAAAUCAGUCACCAUUCAAGCUCCCACCGGAGAGCCCCUGUUGGCAAAUGAUUCUACUCGGACAGAGGACGCUCAGGAUGACAACUGGGGCGAGACCACCACGGCCAUCACGGGCACAUCGGAGCACAGCAUCUCGCAGGAGGACAUCGCCCGCAUCAGCAAGGACAUGGAGGACAGCGUGGGGCUGGACUGCAGGCGCUACCUGGGCCUCACGGUGGCCGCGGUGCUCGGACUCCUGGUCUUCCUCACCCCCAUCGCCUUCAUCCUGCUGCCCCCCAUCCUGUGGCGGGACGAGCUGGAGCCUUGCGGCACCAUCUGCGAGGGACUCUUCAUUUCCGUGGCCUUCAAGCUCCUCAUUCUGCUCAUCGGCACCUGGGCGCUGUUUUUCCGCAAGCAGAGAGCCGACGUGCCGCGGGUCUUCGUGUUCCGUGCCCUUCUCUUGGUCCUCAUCUUUCUUUUCGUCGUCUCCUAUUGGCUUUUCUACGGGGUCCGCAUCUUGGACUCUCGGGACCGGAAUUACCAGGGCAUCGUGCAAUACGCCGUCUCCCUCGUGGACGCCCUCCUCUUCAUCCACUACCUGGCCAUCGUCCUGCUGGAGCUCAGGCAGCUACAGCCCAUGUUCACGCUGCAGGUGGUCCGCUCCACCGACGGCGAGUCCCGCUUCUACAGCUUGGGACACCUGAGUAUCCAGCGAGCCGCGUUGGUGGUUCUGGAAAACUACUAUAAAGAUUUCACCAUCUAUAACCCCAACCUCCUAACAGCCUCCAAAUUCCGAGCAGCCAAGCACAUGGCCGGGCUGAAGGUCUACAACGUAGAUGGCCCCAGUAACAAUGCCACUGGUCAGUCCCGGGCCAUGAUCGCAGCAGCUGCUCGGCGCAGGGACUCGAGUCACAACGAGUUGUAUUAUGAGGAGGCGGAACACGAACGGCGGGUGAAGAAGCGGAGAGCGAGGCUGGUGGUCGCGGUGGAGGAGGCCUUCAUCCACAUCCAGCGUCUCCAGGCCGAGGAGCAGCAGAAAGCCCCGGGGGAGGUGAUGGACCCCAGGGAGGCCGCGCAGGCCAUCUUCCCCUCCAUGGCCCGGGCUCUGCAGAAGUACCUGCGCACCACCCGGCAGCAGCACUACCACAGCAUGGAGAGCAUCCUGCAGCACCUGGCCUUCUGCAUCACCAACAGCAUGACCCCCAAGGCCUUCCUGGAGCGGUACCUCAGCGCCGGCCCCACGCUGCAGUAUGACCGGGAACGCUGGCUCUCCACGCAGUGGCGGCUCGUCAGCGACGAGGCCGUGACCAACGGGCUGCGGGAUGGACUCGUUUUCGUCCUCAAAUGCUUGGACUUCAGCCUCGUAGUCACUGUGAAGAAAAUCCCAUUCAUCGUGCUCUCGGAAGAGUUCAUAGACCCCAAAUCUCACAAAUUUGUCCUUCGCCUGCAGUCCGAGACGUCAGUUUAACAGUUCUAUAUUUGUGGCUUUAUUAAAAAACGAAAAAAAAAGAAUAUAUAUAGAGAGAUAUAUGUGUACCAGAGGGACGUCUUUGUUUUUAUUCUUCUUCAUUGCUGAUUGAACGGGCAGAUGAGAGACCAGGGUCCUUUGACCCUCUGCACUUUAUUUGGAAGGAAGCCGAAGACGUCCAUCCUGGAAGACAGUGACUGCAGACAGCUGGCUUGUGGAUGGGGUGUCUCGAGGAGCCGUUCCCCGGCGUUUCUGUGACAGCUGCAAACCAAAGCGGAGCUGGAGGUUCUUGGGAACCUCGCCUUACAACGCAUCCUUGCCUUUUGUCCAGCACCUGGCCCUGCCCCUUGCUUCUGGCCGUCCCACUCGUGGGCGUCAAGGGGACGCACCUCUGUCCUGUUUCAGGGAACCAGACAGGACACAUCUGCACCGCAGGAGCCACGGGCUGUUCACAAAACGCCUGCCUUCAUCUUUGUUCUCUGUCACCUCAGGUUCUGCAGAGAAAGAACACAACGGACGUGCACUGUCAGUUUACAGACUUAAGGAUUUUUUUUUUUUUCUCCCCAAAGAGAACCUGCUUGCUCCGUUUCUGACCUGCUUCCCUACCGGAUUGAGCCAGCGGCCCUUUCCUAACACUGGGGUGGCCCACCCGUCCCCACUCCGUCCUGCCCCCCCAACACGCACCCCACACCCCACCUGGCUGGCAGGCCCGGCCGGGGAGCACAGCCAUCAGAGCCACCCGGGACCAGGCUCUUCAUGUGUGCCCGCCGUCUCCAGGCACAGCCUAAGUCUGCCCCACGGAUUGUUUGCUUGCGUAGGGAAGGGUGGAGUGGCCAGCAAAUAGAUCCCAUGGGGAGCAUGCCAGCUAGGAUGUCCCUUUCAGGCUGCGGCAGGGGCCUGUCCCCUCCCAGUCCUCCUCCUGCUGCUCCGCACCCACCAGGGGAAGACCCAUGCUGUGACUCUGGGACUGGCGCGAUCAGCUCGGAGCCUCUGUUUCCCAGGCGACGCGUUCUUACAAAGCUCCAGAACAGGUUGCCCGCCCAGGGAGACCAGGCAUCCCCCACUGCAGUGACAACUGCUGCAUCCAGUCCCAGGCCUCAGACCACCGUCACUGUGCGCUCCUCGCCUCCGCCCCUUACCAGCAAGAAGGGGCUUCUUGAGGCCCUGGUGCUUCAUUCCUUGUAGAUGGCGGUAAAGUGAGGAGAGGGCAUGGGCAAGCUGCAGCAUUCGGGGAAAAGAGAGUGGAGAGCCAGUCUCACGGUCCAGAAGGACACCUGUGCGGUCUGUUCCUUAGAUGCAGCUGGUUUUAGUGGGCCUUUCCCGGGCCUCGGGGAGCAGCGGGCCGGGGUGCGGGUGGAAGCGCCGCGGGGCAGAGCCCUGCAGCCACCUUCGCUGCCUCCGUCCGCCUUCCUGUGUCCACAACAAAUCUUUGCAAAAUAUGCGCUCUCGCUUUUCCCAGGUGUUGAGGGUAACCCGUCACCUUGCUUUAGCAAAGGAUGACACAGUCUGACGGGCUUUGUGUGUGUGUUCGCAUGGCGAUGCAUUCCACAAGCGGUGCAGUGUUUGUUAGUAUUGUUUUAAACCAGAAUGGGCUUUGGAUAUUUGUCACACCUGUACCUGAAAAAGUAAAGCGUGUUCCUUGAAUCACCAGCCUUCGGGUCAAAGAUGUGUUGGAAAAGAAGGAAGGGGACACCAGUUGGUGUGGCGUAGCGCCAAGAGGGACUCUGCACGGUUUCCAUUUAUGAAAAACAAGCACCAUGUCACCAUGGUGCUUUUUGUUCUUCUUAGUUUUGCCUUUAGGUCCCUUCAAGCUGGACAUUCCUUAUGAUGAUGUCUUUCUCAGGAAUAUAUUUUGGGAGAUUGGGCAAGGGACGGUGAAUGUGUAUGAGACUUUGGCUGGGUAUAAAGGUUAUACUGUCUCAGACUAAAUAUAGCAGAGGCUGCUGUGUCAGAAACCCAGCAGAAAUGCCAUACGUGUGUGUGUAUAUAUAUAUAUAUAAAUAUAUAUAUAUGAUUCACGAUGACACCAAAUGCAUCAGCAUUCUAAAAUACUGUGCUUCCAACCCUGUCUUAAAAUACCAGUCCAGGGAGUUCCCUGGUGGGCUGGCAGUUAAGGAUCCGGUGUUGUCACAGCUGCGGCUCAGGUCACUCCUGUGAGGCAGCUUUGAUCCCUGGCCUGGGCACUUCUACAUGCCGUGGGCACGGCCAAAAAAACAAAACAAAACAACAGUCCAGAAAGGGUUACGUUGGAUUCGUGGCUUUGGUGCCUGCCUUGCCAGCAGGGUGAAGAAAGGUUUAAAUUAAAGAAUUUAGUUCCUCUCUACCCCUUUCUCUUUCUCCCAGUCUUUGCAUAGGAGAAUGUCAGACUUUGUGAAAUUAUUGUUUCCGUGUUAAAUUGAAUAUCGAUUUUUUUUUUUUACACUGACUUUGUAUUGAGUCCUUUUGGAAAGAUUAACAUAAUAAAAUGCAGGAUCUUUGUAUCAAGACUUUGCACUUGCAAACCCUUUACAGCUUGAGUUACUGUUGCAGUGGGAACAAUGUAAAUGGCAUUUUAAAAAAAUUAAGGUUUCAGAAGAGCUGCCUCACACAGCUGAACACAGUGUGUUUCUAUUUCAGUUCUUGAAACUGUAACAGCCCACAGGCUAUUCCUUUUAAAAGGGGUAAACUGUGCCCCGGGCUCAUAGGAUUAGUAAGUUCCUGUUAGAGGGGACAAGAUCUUGUUUGCCUUAAGUGUUUAUAGAUUUCCUAUAACUUUCCAUCUAAGUUAUUAAAAUGUGAAUGUUAACCAGUAAGAAGUAGAAAAACCGUCAUGAGGAGUGUGUGUCUGAGAUCACGCUCUUCCCUGGUGACGUUUUAUCCGGGGAAUAAUUUCUGUCACUUUCAAAGAUGACAGUUUUUCGUCGUCCACAAACGGAACAUUGACGUCUGCGUUCGUAGAGCUGGAAGGGAUUUGUGGUGCAUCCAUUGUUUUCAUUACGUUAAAUGGAAACACAUAAUACUUUUGCUCAGUUUUGCAAAGUGAUCCCUAGAGAAAAUGUUGGACCAGUUUUUUUGCCCAACCGUCAUCAUCUCCAUUUCUCCCUCUCUGUCCUUUUCAAAUCUACACACAGGACACAUUCUGUACAGUAGAUGGGCCCUGGGAGCCGAGGGCUGUGUGUGUGUGGGGGGGGGGGUCUGCGGUGGGGAGAUUGUGGCUCUGCGGGUGUGGGGUGCGUGUUGGGUGGGGAUGAGCUGCUCCCCUCUUCUUAGCAUAGCCGGUGGUAGUGGGGACACUCAUUCUUGUGUCUCCUGGUCGCUUUGUCUUGAUGGGUUUAGAUGAGCCUGCGGCUCUGUGGGAAGCCACGAGCCUUGGGGCUGACAGCUGAUGACCCUCCUUACUCCCCUCCCCCUCCCCCAGGAGGGUGUGUAUUGCAGCCACUCGUGAAGUCACCACCAAGCCGGGUCCUUGGUUUACUCUCCUCCAAGUGGCCUUUGCCAUGUAAGGCUCCCACCCAGGGACGCAUAUUUGUUUGGGGGUAUGUGUUUCUGUGUGUGUGAGUGUUUCUCUGAGUGUAAUUAGCAGAAGGACAGCAUGUUUAUGUUAGACAUCCGAACAUCUGUGUUAUCUGAAGCAGAUGGGUGUGUAUUUCAGAAAAUUACUUGUGGACGUGUUUGUAUGGAUGAGUGGAUGUGAGCUCAUGUGUUUCUGCAUAUGCUCUGUGUUGGAGAGAUUUCCUAACUGCACCCAUCUUCUGGGGGAUUACUCUAAAGCCAGCUACUUCUCCCUUCCUUUACUCCUUUCCCUCGGUUACACUGGCUUCCCCCCAAAAGUAAAUGGCUUUAGCACAGCGAUGUCUUCUGGAGAGUCUGCUGUCCUGCAGGCAAGUCCAUUAGGCUCUUUCUUGCCCCAGGACCCUAUGACCUGAAAAUAGCAAGAAACAAAGAAAGAAACGUCAAGCUCCCUGAGGAGGACUCUUGCAAUUUCACGACCCUGGAAGCCUUACUGUAGAUUUCUCAAUAGAACCUAAAAAUUGAGCUUCAUUUUUAAAAAGAUUGAUUACUAAAAAGUAGCCCAGAAGUGGUGCCAUAAUAUUUGACUAGUCCAACAGAGACCCUGCGGUUCUAAAGCGUUAGUGUUAAGUACUUCGGGGUAGUGUGUAUGCUUUAUGGAUUUUGUUUUACACAAAAUAAAUCACUGCUGUGAAUUUCCUACCAUUAACUUUGUCGUAAUCCUUUAUAAAUCAAACAUGAGUCGUUCUUAAGCCCACAGCACAGUUUUUGAAUGGUAUUCAGUGCGGCAGUGAAUGAGAGGCUAUAGCCGCUACAUUGAAACCAUCAUAUUGAGCUUUAACCAAAUGGAUGCCCAGAAUAUCCGAUUUGGGAUCACAUUUUUGCCAAGACAGAUUUUGAUCAAAGACGAGAGAGAAGGGUAGUAAGACGUAUUUAUCAGGUCUUUUAAGUUAGGUGCUGUUCUGGAAUGUGCAUUCCUUUACGGUGGGGGCUAUUUCACUUUUACAGGUGAGAGAAAUGGGUGAUCAAAGAGGGAGGGUCUCGCCUAAACUCUCAGGGCGAGUAAAUGAACUUUCAAAUGUCAUGUUUGAUUCCAGUCCCUGGCUCACUGAACCUUGAGGUGUUACCUAAAUAAUUUGGCAUUUGGGGAUGUGGAGGAAAGAUCUGAGGACACUUAACCUUGAAUUCAGAACCCAGGGUUGGGGUUCAUUGGCAGUGGAAUGCUUCUGUUCUUUGUCAGUUUGCACGGGAGCUGUGACGGGGAAAGCUGCUCCACCGGGCUGGCAGAUUUCUCUGGAUUUUCAUUGGAAAGCACAUGAGAGGCGCCCUUCCCCUGCUAGUGUUGCACGCUGUAGGACUGGUGCUAUAGUUUCUGGCAGCCACCCUUUGCUUUUGCCUGUCCCGCCCUGCAGGCUUGAGCAGGUGUGCACCUUGGUGGCGCAGGGGGCAGGGGUGUGGGAUGUGCAGGGGCUGAGACUUAGCCACCUCCUGACCUGAGGUGGCCUCUUUCUGAGGCUUUGUCAACAUGUUGCCCCAGCAGCUUCUCCCUGUUGGGAUGGGAGACAGACUGCCUGCCAGCCCAGUCUCGGGAGGUUUGGGACUGGCCUCUGUCUUUGACUUGGCUGUUCUCAGCAGGCACUCUGCAUCCCACUAUGUCCCCCCCCCCCAUUUGCCCUCCAAGAGGUUUCAUCAGCAGAUGUAAAACAGGACUCUGAAAACAUUGUUUUCGUCUCUUCCAGUGUCUUUGGGUUUUGGUUCAGUUUGCUCAAUUACCGUCUUCUCUCUUGCUGUUUGCUUUUAGUGGGGAACCAGAAAGGGCUGGUGACACACCUCUCAGCACUGCUACUUACUAGGAAUGAGUAAGACACGUGUUCAGAGGGUAGCUAGGAAGUGUAAAACUACUGCGUGAAAUUAGAUUCUAGGACUCUGUGUCCCUUUUCCCAGGCCUGUCCCAUUUCUGCUUCGAUAACCCAGUUUGUUUUGUUUCACCUGUAACAUAAAUCUCUUCAGUGGGUUGUCGGAGAGUCUCCCCAACACAACGCGGAUUUCUGACACCUGAAGCAGCGCAGUGAAAAGUAUGGCGCCAGGAAUCUACAACUGAUAACGUCCCUCAGCUUGAAAACAUCCGUGCUUUGUCCUUGUUUUAGUGGGAUAAAAACACUCUUAUCGUGAGCCUUGGGGGCAAACGUGACCAACCCCCAGGCUUUUCUCUUGAGUGUCUUUGGCACUUCUCUUGGCACUGAGACAAUAUUUGGAUACAAGUGAAUGUACAGUAUCUCGUUUUGUAUUUGCCUGUAUUUAUCUGAGCUCUCCCUGUGAACAUGAGCUUUCAUUCUGAUUUUUUAACCACCCCCCAACGCCCUGGCCCUGGGAAAGCUUCAUCUCUGAGGGCCAGAGACUGUUGCUCAGGGAAUUUAGUCAGAGCACCUGGGCGUCUGAUCCGCAGGUGUCAAGUCGGAUCAGUUCACCUUGUAAGGAAUUUAGACAGUUAACCCAUCAUCCUCAAGUCAGAGGCCAGGUGGAGAGGGGUGGCAGUUGCUUUUCAUGUGCCAGUGCCCCUCAGUAUAGAAAUAAUGGAAAAUUCACUUUGUACUGAUCUUCCUUCUAAAAAAUUAAUAAGAAAAUCCAAACUCUGCUGAUACUUUCUUAUUUUUAUAAUAGAUUCACAAUAGGCUUUCACUAGACAGCCAACUCCUCUGGGACUCCUGAAUUAUGACAUGAUUAACAAAAUUUGAUUUCAAAGCCGUUGUUUACAACAACUAUUGCGUAGAGUGCAGGACAGCAGCGGGAUGAGGGCCGGGGUGGGUAGUGGCUCCCUGGGGCAGUGAAUUAUCUCCUGCUGUGAUGACCGCUUCCUCCACCGAGACGUUGAGAUGCUACAGAGAAGACCAGAGAGGCCCGGGCCGGGUCUGACUCCAGGGAAGUUUAUUUGACAAUCGAUUUUGUGUUGAGUUCCCCUUACAUGUUUACACUUUUGGAUUUAGAAUCCAGUAUCAACCCAGCAAGCUCAGCGAUGAAACCAUCUGUCUCUCUCCGACGGAGCCGUAGCUGUUUGUGCAAAGAUGUGGCCAGGGGUGUCUUGUGUUUCCUCUUAUUAGUUAAUACUGCACUUCGUAACUAGGAGGGGCAAUUUUGCUGUUUAGCAAAACUCACAAUCACUAGGUAUGUAUGACAAAAUCUGAGAGUGAUUUCUCUCAUGACCUGGGUGGUGGGCUCUUUGGAGACAUUUCAAACAUGAAUGAAUGAACUACGCUACCAGCAACCAUCUGCCCGUAAUAUUUACCUACAUUCACAGGGCGUAUGCCCUGUAGCCUAUGCUCACUGUAACAUCAGUAACAAGGUUAGAGGCUAUAAGGGGCAUAGUGUACCUGGCGUCGGAGUUAUUUUGUUUUUUUUGUUUGUUUGUUUGCUUUUGGGUCCCCCAUUCCAGUUAACUGUAAAACACUUUACCUGUUACAUUUUUUAUACUGUAAAACUUGGAAAAUAAACUGAAACCCCACAUUA
Molecule: messenger RNA, 9238 nt
Organism: Phacochoerus africanus (Common warthog)
Lineage: Eukaryota; Metazoa; Chordata; Mammalia; Artiodactyla; Suidae
Gene: VANGL1
Product: VANGL planar cell polarity protein 1
Exons: 8
Coding region: 671-2245 (524 amino acids)
Biological process (GO): multicellular organism development
Cellular component (GO): plasma membrane
Source: RefSeq, a predicted model, not a curated record